UCCAGAAUUCCUUUUUCUUGGUAGUACCUUCGCCAUAAAAUUCCCAGAAAAAGUUAUAUGAUUCUUGUUUAAUAGGUCACAAAUAGUUAUCACAACAUUGUUGAUGCCAUUCUAUCCACUAUUAAGAGAGAAAUCAUGCAAAAAUCGCUAUCCGAGACUUUUGGGUUUCGGUCGUACUACAUUUACCGCUUGCCGUAAAAUUGAGUGACGGAAGGGCGGAAGUGGGUAGAGAGAAAACUUAUGGCUUUUAAAUACGAACUAUUAAACUGUUGUAUUUUGACGUAUAUUUGGAUGUGUCCAGCUGAAGUUUGAAGUGCCAACAGCUUAGCAGUAUGGAGUCUAAUCCAACCCCUGAACAGUUUAAACUUUUAUACCAGAACCCACCACAAGACCCAGCCAGGCAUGGGGACAUUGGGGCUCAGUCAGGUCAUCUGAGGUCCAGUGACAGUGGACAAUUUUGCAUCAGCAGUUCACCAACUCCACCAGAAAUAGGAUGGAACAUUGCGGGAACUGACCAAAAGUCUUCUUCUUGGGGACAGAGGAGUGUAUCCCCUUGCUUCAAUCAAAUUAAUCCGUUUCAAGAUAAUUUUGAUCCUAAUGAUGUGCCAUCAGGUGCAUUAAGAAGUUCAGAAAUUUGCAGUACUUCACAGGACACUAAACCUUUGGCUGUUGUUUUAUCACAGGAAUCAUUAGACACCUCACCAUUGGUAAUUCUAUCACCUGAAAAUAUUCCUCAGCGAAACAUGGACACUAAACCUCAGCACAUGACUUAUAGUAAGGAUCUUGAAGGACUCGAUUUUGCAGCUUGCCACUCAGAUUUAGGCAGUGAUAAACGUCUUAACUCCUCAACUGAGGAGAUGUCCAAACAGAAGUCGAUAUACCCAGAUUAUAGCCAUGUGUUUAGUGACAUUCAAAGGGAACACAAUGUUUCCCACAUGAAUCCAUGUUACAGUAGGACCCCCCUUCAAGUACAAACUGGAUCCUCCAAUGUUAACUAUGGGUGGAAUAUGUCAUAUCUAGCAGGAAAUUCUGUGGAAAAAGUGAAUACAUCAUCGUCAGGGAUGAAUUCAUUGUUUCAAAAUAAGAGCCAUCAAUCUAAUUUUCAGUCCACAUUUAGGUCAAAUUGGUCCUACCAUAGUUCACAUCCUACCUACAGUGCUUGGGGAUAUGGUCAAAAUUUUAACACGCCAACAGUAAUACCACCAGGAUCUCUGUCACAAGUCUCUUAUAUCGGUGACUUUGACACAUUACGUGAAUCUAAAGAAGAUCUAGAGGAAGAGAGCUCUGAUAUAUUUCAUGAUGAUUUCACUCCAGAAAGAGACUUUGUAGAAGAGAAAAAGGCUCGUUCUAGAACUUCCAGUAACUUAAUAGAAUUUGAAGAGCCAGAAGAAAAGGAGUAUAUGUCUCUGGAUUUGUUUGAUCCACUUUAUUCGAAAACCCGUAGAGAGUCUAUCAUUUUCAGAAAAAAUUCCACUUCUGGGGAAAAUGAUAGGCGUCAAAGUACAGCAAAUGCUUUGGAUUUUUCUGAAUUAGAAAGACCAAAGUCAGGACUGUACCCCCAAAUUGAGGAUGAAAUGAAAGAUUCUGAUAGCUUACAGGAAUGUUUAAAUAGAGCUGACCAGAGUCAUAUGUCUAGUGCCGAUGCAUUGGAACAGUUUUUUAGAUCUAGCUAUAUCAUGGAGGAAACAAAACCUGACAUUCCUGAUCGACCUUCAGCACUACCACAAAGGAGUUUUAUUCCUGGGGUUGAAUAUGAAAAACUACAUAAGAGAGUGUUUGUUGAUGAAGAAUCGGAGACAUUUAUUCAGAUGGUGACCAGAUUGAAAUUGAAGUUUAGAUCUACAGAUACCACUGUGAAUAGGGGAUAUGUUGUCAGUGCCCUUUGUGAGAAACAGCAGCCAUCUUUGUCUGUGAAGGUUACUAUUUACUCCGAUUACUCUGUGGAUCCUGUCAUAUUUACCUGUGAUGUUCACAGCAAUAUAGAACAUCUUGUUGGUAAUGUGCUGUACAACCAUCUGCAAGCAGAGGACUAUAGUGCAGAGGACUUCAUCCUAAAAGUAUAUGACAAGUCAGAAUAUUUACUCAAUGAGCAUCGACUUUCGGAGUAUGAAUAUGUUCACAAUUGUCUGAAGCUGGAUGAGGACAUAAAAUUGAUCAUGCAGCGAAAAGAAGAUAUUCCUCUUUUCUUUCUGAAAACAACAGAUGAUGAUGAUCAGUUUCUGGUGUUUCCUAAAGAUUAUAUGUCUGCAGCAGAAGGCAUUGUAACACAAGCAGAACUGGAGACUCUUAUGGACGCUUUAAGUAGAGAAGUAGAAAGUCUCACGGAUAGUAUAUUGAAGAAUAUGAAAGAACAUGUUCACACAAGGGGAUUAAGAGAAUCUGUGAAAGCCAUCUGUACAAUAUUGGCUAAUAUCCAGAAUAUCGAUCUGACCAGAUCUCUGAAAAGAGCAGAAGACAUAGUGCAGCAAAUGUUGGAAAAUCAGAAACAACAACAUGAAAGUUCAAUUUUCAAAGGAACACAAGAAGCCAUCAGCAUUGCCACGCACUCCUCACUGGUACAGGAGAUACAAGAAGUAUUAGAACAGCUAAUGAAGGCAGUCUACCAGCUUAUCAAGAUGUACUGUACAGCUUUCCACACAGACUUCAUGUUGGGAUCACCAGUCAAAAAGAAUUGGAGUGAAAAAUAUGUGACAAAAGUGGAAGAUGACUUCAUUCUUCACAUAUCUACUGCACACAGAAUACCUACAGAAUGGAUUCAAAAAUAUGAUGAAUACAAAGUUGUGUGUUCACUCCAUCAUGGCAGCAGGAAGAUUGGAAAAGAUGUUGUGUCACAAGCAACUUGCAACCAAAACCACCUCGGCUUGAUCUGGGACCAAUGGUUGAGUUUCAAGGAUAUUUCUGUCAGGAAUUUACCUAGAGAAACACGGCUCUGUGUGACGCUGUGUGGUAGAAAGGGGAUGCAGAAUACCCAACAUAAUGAAGGUGGUAGGGUUUUGGUGGCACUUGGAGGGGUUACUAUGCAGCUAUACAACCAGAAAGGGUACUUAAUACAAGGCAGCCAGCUGGUUCCCUUGAAGAUGGAUAUGACUGCAGACCCCUUUAGUCCUUACUGUUCUGUACUUGGGAAAGACACUGUACUGUUGCAAAUAAAUCUGCCAGAUUUUGGAGAAGACAUUGUAUUUCCAGAUGUUCUUCCAAUCAGUGUCAAUCAAAAGAAAAGUUUUGAUCAGCUUUUGCCUGGAAUUCAAGAUAUUGUGCAAGGAGUGUUGGAAAAAGACUGUAUUUCAUCAUGUCAAGCAGAUGAGUUGGAAAUUCUCUGGAGGUAUAGACACUAUCUGUAUGAGUAUCCUCAGUUGUUGCCAUGGAUAAUUCAGGGUGCCAAAGAUUGGGACUACUUGCAGCUAGCUGAGAUACACAGUUUGAUACAGGACUGGGCUGUGUUAGAACCCAUGCAGGCCUUAGAACUUCUUCUUCCACAGUUUGCAGAUAGCAGAGUGAGGGAAUUUGCAGUGAACUGUCUACAUAGAAUUAAUUCUGAUGAGCUUGUUUACUUUUUGCCUCAGCUUAUUCAGGCUCUGAAAUAUGAAAGUUACCAUGCUUCUCCACUUGCCUGGCUGCUGUUGGAACAAGCGAGUAAAAGUGUUCGAUUUGCUCAUCAGUUCUUUUGGUUACUGAAAGGCAUAGCAGUUCAGGACACCACCUACAAACGUCGAUAUGAGCUGAUGUUUGUGGCUUUGAUAAACGUUGCUGGUGACCCGCUGUAUCAGGAGUUUCGCAAACAGGAAGUAUUGCUCAAAAUAAUUACUAAAAUGGGAGAGAAAGUCCAAGUGGCAAGGGAUAAAGAGAGUACUCUGAGAAGAGAGUCUCAGCACUUACAAGAGUUCUUUCAGAAGAGAGGCAAUUGUUUGUUACCCUACGAUCCAGGUCUUUGUGUUACAGGAGUAGAUUUAAAGUCAUGCUCUUACUUCACAUCUAAUGCUGUGCCUUUAAAGUUGGUCUUUAAAAAUCCCAACAAAAGAGCAGAUCCAGUUUAUGUCAUGUUCAAGGUUGGAGAUGACCUGAGGCAAGACAUGCUGACAAUGCAGAUGAUUAAAAUAAUGGAUCGUGUUUGGCUAAAGGCUGGUUUAGACUUAAAAAUCAUUACUUUUGCUUGUUUAGCCACUGGACCGAAGAAGGGCAUGGUAGAACUGAUUACAGAAUCAGAAACUCUAAGAAAGAUCCAAGUACAGACAGGAGUGACAGGAUCUUUCAAGGACCGGCCAAUUAAAGAAUGGUUACAGGGUCAUAACCCUACAGAAUUAGAAUAUCAGAAGGCUGUUGAUAACUUUACAAGGUCCUGUGCUGGAUACUGUGUAGCUACUUACAUCUUGGGAGUGUGUGAUCGUCAUAAUGACAACAUUAUGUUAAAGCAAUCUGGUCAUAUGUUUCAUAUUGAUUUCAACAAGUUCUUAGGAGAUGCUCAAAUGUUUGGAAAUAUUAAAAGGGACCGAGUGCCUUUUGUAUUGACAUCUGACAUGGCAUAUGUUAUCAACAAUGGAGAAAAGCAGAGUGACAAGUUUCAGCUGUUUGUUGAUCUUUGUUGUCAGGCUUUCAACAUUCUCAGGAAAAAUUCCAACCUCUUCCUCAACUUGUUUGCACUGAACGUCGAUGUUGCACGAUUAUAUUUUUUUCCUGUACCAAAGUUGGAUGCUGAGACAGAAAAGAAAGUAAACAACGCGCAUGCUCCAAAAUUGUCAAGGUCUGGGAUUCCAGGUGUGUCAGAAGAAGCAGCUCGCUACAUACAGAGGGCACUGUUGCCUGGCUAUACGGAAGCACAGGCAGCAGCAAUGUUCACAAGAAUGAUCGAAGACAGUUUGCGAUCUGUAUUCACUCAGUUCAACUUCUUCAUCCACAAUCUGGGCCAGAUGAAGUUUUCCAGCCAUCAAGAGGGUGCUUUACUGUCCUUUGUUUCAAAAACAUACAGCUUAAACACAGAUGGGAAAAUCAGCAGUGUGGCAGUUCACAGCUACCAGAAACGCUAUCAGCCUGACAAACACUAUAUCUUUAUUUUCAAAGUGGAGAGGGUUAACCAGAAAGUUCCUAUGUAUAUCUUUCGCCAUUUCUCGGAAUUCCUCGAGUUCAGAAACAAAAUUGUGGAUCUGUUUCCCCUUACAUCAUGGCCACCACCCACUAGCAAAUUUCAGGUGGGACGAUCACAUGUAAAAACCGUUGCAGAGACCAGAAAGUUGGAGAUGGAAAGGUUUCUUCAAGAACUGUGGAGAAAAGCACCAGAAGUUUGUGAGAGUGACGUUGUGUAUACAUUUUUUCACCCUCUGUUGAGAGAUGAACAGGAGGCACAGAAAACCAGUCUGAAUGUAAACAAACUGAGAGCUAACCAAGUUGAACUGGUACGUCGGCCAUCGCAGUUUGGAAUGGUGAAGCUUUCCAUUCAUCACAGGAAAGACAUCUUGCACAUUAUGAUAAUGCAUGCUAAAGAUUUGCCUGUCAUCACAGAACUGCCAAGUCCUUAUGUGAAAGUAUAUCUACUACCUGAUCCAGAGAAACAAUCCAAGAGAAAAACCAAAAUCUUCAAACAUUCCACACAUCCAACCUACAAUGAAGUGAUUGAAUAUAAAAUGAGUUUGGAUGAAAUGAGACAGAAAACUUUACAAGUCAGUGUCUGGGACCAUGAUGUUUUGAAGGAAAACAACCUUCUUGGUGCUGUGUAUAUCAAAUUGCAUAACGUGGAUGUUUCUAAAGAAAUCCCAAAGUGGUACAAUUUGGAGAAAAUUCAGAUAACGAAUUCCAGUAUUACAUAGCAUGUACUUCCAUUUCUGUUAUUUCAUGAAACAGUUUUUUGUCUGUUUGAUUUUAAAAUUGUACAGUCUACAUUUAUCUGUGUGCAAGCAAUAACAAAUUUUGAUGAAAUUCAAUGCCUUAUAUUUGUGUGUUAUCUGACAUUCAACAAUUGUUCUCGGAACGUUAAAGGUUCCGGAUUUCGAAAACUUCAAUUUAUUGUUUGUGAAUGUUAGUAUGGAGAAGGUACGCUUAGCAUAUAAAUUUGGCCAAGUAAAAUCAAGAAAAGUAGAAGAUGACACAGAUACAAGACGCAACGUUAAAUCUUACACUCGCAAAACAUGUCAACUUUGCUACUUCAUAUCACAAAAAAUAUACGUGAUACAUGGAUAUAAUUACUCUACAUGUAUAUAGAAAGAACACACCCUAUAUACUAUUUGGGCAUAAGAUUACCAACUUCUGAAAAUAGGCCAAAAUUGACCCUUAGUGUACCUUUUUACUCUUUUAUUAUGAAUGUUUCUUCAGCUAUUGUACCCAAAAAGUUAAAUAUGGUCAUAAUUUGGGUUCUGUAGUAAUAACUCCGCUGUCAAGAAAGUUUCUUUAGCUAAGGUGCCCAGAACGUUAAAUAUUACCAUAAUAUUGGGGGUACCUGUAAAGUGCGAAACGAAACGAAAUCUACCGAAACUAAACGAAAUCUACCGAAACGAAACGAAACCCACCGAAACGAAACCUAACGAAACGAAACAGAUUGUAUGAUCGAACUCUUUUAAUUAUAAUAAUUGAAAAUGGUAUCUUAGGCCCCUGUUAAAGUUUACACAUAUAAAUAAAAUUCGCCUCCCCUUUGAUGUAGGCUUUCGGCUUGACUGAUACAAAGUUUUAAGAGUUGGAAAGGGGGGGAGGGGGGGUAAGCACAAAGUACAUAAAUACCAUGUGCAAUUAGCUUCGGAUCCAUAAAUUUCAGAACGGAAGGUUACAAUCUCACAGGUCAGAGGUCUGGGGAAACACACUAAACGAGGGAUGGGGUCGUCGGCGUUGAAUCCGAUUUUGGGCAUAAAUACAUGUUUCAGUAUUUUUUGCUCUAAAGACAAAUAUAUGUAUACAUGUGGAUAUUGUGUAUUUGUAUGUAGUAUAUCAAACGGUGGAUUCUGAAUAUGUCCUCCCGUUCUCUUUGUGAUUUCUGCUUAAAAUCCCCUUGUUCAUAAGCCUUUUCAGUUUACAAAAUGCCGACCUCCUCCUAAUAUUAUUGCAUUAAAAAAAAAUUCGUUUUCCGUCCCGUUUUCAAUUCCCCGUCUUAGCAACAUCCCAAAUGUAUAGAGUUUUUCCAUUAUUGAAAGUACUCGCACCUCAGCAGUUAGAGAUAAAAUAAGAGGUUAAGAGCUCUUCCUACUUUCUAUUUUCUCAGACACCAGCUUCUUCAAACAAUGUAUCUAUGCCCAAAGGCGGAUCCAACGUCGGUGACCCCACCCUUCGUAUAGUGUGUUUCCCCAGAUCUCCGAGACUGUAACUCUCGGUUCUGAAAUGUAUGGAUCCGAAACUAAUUGUACAUGGCAUUUAAUCAACUACGGAUAUGUACUUUGUCCUUACUCCCCCCUUUCCAACUUUUAAAACUUUGUAACAGUCAAGCCGAAAGCCUACAUCAAAGGGGAGGCGAAUUUUAUUUAUAUGUGGUAACUUUCACAGGGGCCUAAGAUACCAUUUUUAAUUAUUAUAAUUAAAAGAGUUCGGUUAUACAAUCUGUUUCGUUUCGGUGGGUUUCGUUUCGUUUCGGUAGAUUUCGUUUCGUUUCGGUAGAUUUCGUUUCGUUUCGAUUUCGUUUCGCACUUUACAGGUACCCUAAUAUUGGUUCUUGGUUGCCAAAACCUAGAAUUAUAUUGUCAUCAAAGGGUAAUGUUGUUACUAACAUUUGCCAUUAACCAUACACUUUCCAUUAACUUUGAGGAAUAUAUCUUUUAUAUGAAAAGGGAAGAUAACGAACAUAGAUCAAUCUCAUAACCCCCAUAAGCAAUACAAAAUAGAGAAUUGGGCAAACACGGACCCCUGGAUAUACCAGACGUGGGAUCAGGUGUCUAGGAGGAGUAAGCAUCCCCUGUCAAUUAUAGAUAUCUUUUUGCGGUACAGAUAUAUUUCUAAGGGCUAUCUAAGAUAUUUCUCUAGCUUUAAAAUAUAUUUCUUUAAGUUAAAAAUGGUAAACGGCUUCCCAUACACAUGUAAGUCGCAUGUAAACGGGUGUUGCUAAAACGGAACAGAAUUUAAGAAUAAGAAUGAUUAAUGUAGCUAAGAUAACACCAAAAUAUCGGAAGAAAAACUUUAUUAUGAUUAAAAUUUAAAUUGUGGGAAUUUAUUUACAAGCGAUAAAACAAUUUUAUCUUAAAAAUUCUGCAUCAUGUUAAACGUCUGUAUAAGAAUUUACAUUUAGCGUUUUGCAAGAAUUUUGAAAUAUCGACAUUGACAGAUAUGUUAGCGAGCAGCGACACCUAUGGGUAGAGAAUGGAAAGAACACACUUUAUACCCUCCCCCCCCCCCCCCCCCCCCCCCCCCCCCCCCCCCCCCCCCCCCCCCCCCCCGGUGGCAAAACGUCAUUAACACACAUUUACAUGUAAAUUUACACAUAACACAGUGUACAUGUGUACCUACAACAGGGAGUGUUGUAUGUAUAUAACAACGACAAUUUAUGAUCUUAUUAAAUCAGCAAAUUAAACAGCUUGUGUUAUAUAUGUUAUUAUUUAAGUAACAGAGACUUUGUGACCACAGCACUCCAAUCCCAAAUAGGGAGGACUUUUAGUAGUUUAUUUUUAAACUAAAUACUUGUAUUUAGUUUAGCCACAUCAAAUCGAUUCUCUGGUUCUCAGACAAUUGUUUUCAAAAAAAUGGGUGGGUAGGUAGGUAGGUAGGUAGGGGGUUUAGUUUUUCAGUUUAUCUCCAUGUCACAAAUGGGUAGGGAUUUUUUGUCCGUGGUUUUUUUUUUUUUUUUGUGUUGUGAAGAAAGUUAGAGAUUUACAAAUGGUAUUCAACACCGUAUAGCUUCUUUUCAUUCUGUUUCUUGUCUUGUUUUAUAUGUAUGUCAUGCUUUUAUAUUGUAGAUCUUUAUGCAAAUAAAGUGAAUACAAAAUAGUAUGUAUAUAGUACUUCAA
This is a messenger RNA of Ostrea edulis (European flat oyster), 8906 nucleotides long. RefSeq names its product phosphatidylinositol 4-phosphate 3-kinase C2 domain-containing subunit alpha-like. The record is from RefSeq and is a predicted model, not a curated record. Gene Ontology annotation, molecular function: 1-phosphatidylinositol-3-kinase activity; 1-phosphatidylinositol-4-phosphate 3-kinase activity; phosphatidylinositol binding. Bases 333 to 5798 code for a protein of 1821 amino acids. Gene Ontology annotation, cellular component: cytoplasm; plasma membrane; phosphatidylinositol 3-kinase complex. Lineage: Eukaryota; Metazoa; Mollusca; Bivalvia; Ostreida; Ostreidae. The transcript has 38 exons. Gene Ontology annotation, biological process: phosphatidylinositol-3-phosphate biosynthetic process; phosphatidylinositol 3-kinase/protein kinase B signal transduction; cell migration.